Messenger RNA from Pecten maximus, 3350 nucleotides. Its product is annotated as E3 ubiquitin-protein ligase RNF19B-like. The record is from RefSeq and is a predicted model, not a curated record. NCBI's taxonomy places the organism in Eukaryota, Metazoa, Mollusca, Bivalvia, Pectinida, Pectinidae. The transcript has 3 exons. The coding region runs from base 351 to 1022 and encodes 223 amino acids.
AUCAAUCCAAUGGCUGUCAUACCAAUAGACCUAAGAAAAAGCUGUUACCAAUCGAUCACGUUGGAAUCUGGAAAUUUGGUAGAAAAAAUUUCUUUACCGCAGUGCCGAGGAACUGGAAUGUUUAUAAAUGCAUUGAACAUGUCAAAGAUGUCCUUGGUUGUCCUGGUGAUGUUGAUCUUUGGGUGAAGAAUCGAUAUAUCUUCCUUGAGGAAGGGAGAUCACUCUCCGACUACAUUGGACUUACAAGACUCUAUGUAGUGCGCCGACCAAUAAGCAGGUACCCUAACCCUCGUUACAAAUCAUCUAAUCCUGACGUCAUCGAUCCAUUCUGGGAAGGCGAACGUGUCUUAAUGUCAUGUGGCCACGCUGUGGCUCCAGAAAACCUACUUAAUUAUUACUGGCAAGAGAUUAAAAGUGGACGCAUUGAAGUAAGGUGCCCAUCCCUUCCGGAUGAAAACAACAGGGACUGCAAAGCAGAAUGGGAGUUCAAGGAAGUGUUACGUCAUGCCCGCUUAUCUGCAGACGAAAGGUUUCUGUUUCUCAGUGUGCUAUUUACAAACUGGCUCGAGAAAAACAAAAAUGCUUAUAUUUGUCCUCGGUGUGAUGAAACUGUCAUUGCCUCCUGUCCAGACAGAGGGUAUUUUGAUUGCUACUAUUGUCAGAGGAAGGGUGAUAGAUAUUCAUUUUGUACAAGGUGUUCACAGCCAGUGAUCCCACUAUUUGGAUGCAAAAACUCAGAUUGUGAACAAGGCCUUCGACAGUUAAAGUCGCUAUUACACACCUGUCACCUGAUAACCAUUGUUAAUGUUCCAGGUUGCCCGAAAGUUCGCGCAUGCCCAAAGUGCCAUUACAUCAUAAAAUUUGAUAACAACAAUCUCUGUAAACAUAUGACAUGUUUUAAUGGAACAUGUGAAACGAGAUUUUGUUUUAUCUGCCUAAGUACUCCAUCUCAAUCAGGAUACUGGCCCUGCGGUGGGGCAUAUGACGAGUGUCCACCCGCACCUCGACAGAAAAUCGUUUAAAAGACAAGUCAGUAGUUGCAGUUUGGUUGUUUUAUGAUAUUAAUGAAAUAUUUUCGAACUUUCAUGUUAGUUUUUAAGAGGGUUGAUCUAAAACCAAUAACUUCGGACUUACAGUCCGUAUUGGACCAUGGUAAUAUCCCUAUAAAAAUAACUUGUAUACUUAAUACAAAAUACUUAUGCAAUGACUUAUCUACAAAUCCGGUCAGAAUUUGUGGAACACAGCAUAUUGGAAGUUAAUGUCAAAAUGAAAAAAAAAGUUAUAUUAUAAAAAUUAUUUCUUAAUCUUUACAGAGCAGAUUGGCCAUGCUCUAUAACAAGAGAUGCAGAUGAGUACUUCUGUAAUUGCAAAUUAUAUACACGGUUUCGUGGUACCAUUCUGAUUAAAUUACAGAUCACAAAUAUACACUACGCUAUGUAGAUCUGACGAUAGCCGCUGUAAUGGUUAUUUGAGCUAGUGCAGCUUGAGCACAGUGUCUCUGUGUUUUUCUGUUGAAAAUCGCCGCGAAAAUUUCGUGUUACACAGUAUCAAAUAUUUCAAACAUGUAAUAUUGGUUCCAACUGGUGUUUAUAAAAAAAAAAUUCAGGAGCGUACCAAACAAUCUAUAUGCAAAUACAUUUUACUAAAAAUAACAUCGGUAUACAAAAUACAUUGUAGGCAGUUUGGUUCUGGAAUCCGUAUGUACACUGCCUGGAUAACGCAGAAUUGCCCACCGUACUUAUUAGAAAAUUUUCUUUAAUUAAAUUUGAAAAGUUAGGCUGAUUCAGCUCUUUACUUUUAUAUUCUAACUAGAAGAAAUAAUUUGCAUAUCAAAAUGCAUUUUUUGAAGUUGGUUGAUUCUUAUUUGACCAAUCGCACCUCUUGCGACAUCACUUAUACACAAAUACUCACAGUUAAUAGCGUGUCACACGUAUAAACAUUGAAUGUUCUGUAAAUAUUCAGUGAAAGGCAUAAUAUCUGAAAAAUACCAGACACAAAAUAUUAUAAAACAAAUUAUUUGGUAGUAUAACUAUGCAUCCAAGAUACAUUUUAUAUACAAUACUAGUAUUUUAUACACAUCAAAAUACCAUAUACAUAUUCAAGUCUGCGUCCUAUUGAGACUGGUAAUUGUCAGAAAACAAAUUAAUUAUCGACACCCUUUAAAACAAGAGGCCAAUGACCACGUAGUUCUUUGGGCAUGGAAUUAGUAUUCAAUUUAUUGUUGUCAAUUUUCAUGCAUUUGGUAAUUAUAUAUAUAUACCAUUAAAAUGUUCUUUUUUAAGAACGCCGAGGUUGCCCAGCGCUAUAAGCUGCGGGUAUUUCUGGCUAGGCGAUCGGGUGCCGUAGAUCGUGAGUUCGAGGCCAGGUCAGGGCACGAGUCAUAAAGCUGUCUUCCUUAUAUAUAUAUAUAUUUCUUGUGAUUUCAACUCCAAAUUCAAAAUUCCAACAGAGACAUAUUGGGAACUAUAUUCCAGUGGUUAAUAUUUCAAAUGUAUGAUUUCUUCUUAAAAUAACCUGUCCAUUCUGAUCCCUUAUUCCACUUGGGAAACAACAAUCAAAAUGAACAUUUCUUAGGCUUCCAUUCUUUUAAUGAUUUCGAUAAUGUGAAACAGAUAUAUCCUCCUCACCAACUGAUCAUGAUUGUCUUUUUAGUUCUUUGUUGUAAAUAAUUAAUUGUUAUGUAUAAUAUAUCUUAUAUUGUUUUCGUCAUGUAUAUUGUGAGAGUGACGAAGUACAGAAUUUGAAUUAAUUAGUUUUAAGGCCAUAUUGUUUUAUCUGAAAACAAACCAAACAAGUCCAGCUCCAGUAUCCUGGCUGGUAUGGGUCUGUUAACGCUGGGGCAACGUAAGGGGAGAGUUUAGGUCACUAGAGGUCAAUUUAAACAGCCCUAGUGUGAUGAAGACCCAGAGUAACCUGGCAGAUGAUUUAGUUAAUCUUAUAUCAAAAAAAAUUUACUUAAAACUAUAUACAUGUAUAUCUCCUGUUAAAUUUCACUCACAACUUGUAGUAAACACAUUAUGAUACAAAUGUUGUAUACAAAUUAUACUAUGUUAUGCUCCAAAACAUUUUUAUUUUUAUAUACCUUUCAAGUUAUGCUUUUUAUUAAGUGUGAUACAAUUAUUCUGAUGAAAAUUAUAUGGAAUAUUCGUAGUAUGGAAUUAAAUAAUGUAAUGUGUGAUAAUGAAUAUAUGUGAACCACUUAUAAUAAAUUUGCUAUUUAAAACUUUGUCACAUAUAUUAUAAAUUUGCUGUAUAUAACUUUAUGUCACAUACAUUAUAAAUUUGCUAUAUAUAACUUUAUAUAUUUUAUUUUCAUUAAUUCUUCAAUUAAAUCUUAUCAUUUGAUGAUA